Molecule: messenger RNA, 1961 nt
Organism: Trichoderma atroviride IMI 206040
Lineage: Eukaryota; Fungi; Ascomycota; Sordariomycetes; Hypocreales; Hypocreaceae
Biological process (GO): DNA-templated transcription; regulation of DNA-templated transcription
Cellular component (GO): nucleus
Molecular function (GO): DNA-binding transcription factor activity, RNA polymerase II-specific; zinc ion binding; DNA binding
Source: RefSeq, a predicted model, not a curated record
GGAUUCUUUGGCUUCACCAGCCAUGCCGUCGUCUAUGAGGAGACAAAACGAAGCCUGAGUCGCCUCCAGGGCCAAGGAUCGGAUGCACGCCUUGCACGGCCUGGUGCUCGCGGUCGAACGACCCCGAGGCUCUCUUUCAGCGAGCUCCCUCCUAUAGUGCGUCAUAUGAGCAUCUAUGCUCUCGAGGCUCUACCAGGCCAAUCCAAUGAGCAGAUUGUCUUUUACGAAAAGGAUCCCGAGGAAAGGCGCUGGUCACAGCUCGUGCUGGCCCGCAUCACGAAUUCAGUCCUGGACUUGCUCAAGAAGAACCCCGAUGGGUCUGGGCCUGACUUGGAGAGAGUUGCUGAAAUCCUGUGCAACAACUCUGCUCAGCCCUUGCGAGAUAUGGAUGACUCGCAGCAGUGGAUGGACCAGUAUUGUGGUGACAACCUUAGAUGGGAGUCAAUCGGCCUGAUAUGGGGAAAUCUGGAGCGCCUAACAGACACUCUCAACUCUCUUCGGCCCUGUCACGUUGCAUGGAUUCCUGGCAAAUGUGAUAGGGAGCUAUCCAGGACGCAUCUCAGUUAUUGCAUUGAUCUUGCGCGACAGUUCACCGAUGGCAAUGCUAUACUACUGGACCUUAUUCGACGACAAACGACCUUUGUGUCUCACCUGGAUGGCGAUGCUGCUGCAUCGUGCUGGUACUCUCACGGCGCCGCUGUAUCUAUGCUUACCUUCAUGGGCCUGCAUGCCCAGGUGGGAGAGAUUCCCCAUACACCCACGCUCUGCUCUGAGCAUAACCGGCGGAUCGUUGCCCAAAUCUACAACCACGACAAGUUCAGCGUCGCGUUCUCGGGACGGCCCGCGCUGCUUAAUCGCAAAUACUGCAUGACGCCUCUGCCGCUGGAUCUGCGGGAUGAGGAUCUUGCAGACGAGGCAACCUUGCAGAAAGCGGCUCAAGAGCUGGAUGAGCGUGGCUGGAACAAAAAAGGUAAAAUGUAUCCAUUUACGCUCAUUCGAGCUCGUCGCAUGAUGGCAUCCAUUUUGGAAGAAGUGAUGGAACUUGCCUUGGGAUGUACCGUCUGCACUACGCUUGAUGAACUGCGGAACAUACAGGUCCGACAGCUAGAAACACUUGCUGGUUUUCCAGCCUGUCUCAUAUACGACCCACAAGAUCUAUCAGAUCCAAAUCGAGACAUUGAAAAUGUUUACGCCAAGAUAUUAAUCCGUCUAGGCCAUCUACAGGUCAUGUUCUUCUUGGAGCGGCUUCUAUGCAUCAAUGGCAGCUUGGAGCAAGGCAACUUGUUGGUCUUGAGCUUCGAAAUGCUCACGCUGACACUUACCUUGUGGACACAUAAAGACCAAUUCGCAGCAAUGCGGCGUAACUUUGAAUGGCUUCUCAUGGCCCAUGCCGCACCAGCAGGCGGCAUCCUCUGCCUGGAACUACUCAACCCAAGUUUUACUGGGAAACACCCCAAGGAAGAACGAAUAACUCGCUCGAGCAUCAUACAGAAUCUCAGUCUCUUGGUAGGUUUUCUUGACUGGGUGCGUCCAUCGGCGCCAAAUGGUGAUUUAUGCAUGGACUGCAAAGUCAUUAUACAACGAGUGUUGGAUCAUACCUUGAACGGCAGCCUAAACGGCGACAGCCCGUGGGCAGCCCUAGCGUACGACUUCCCAGAGCCUUUAGAUUUCAACUUUGACUUGCUGGAUACCUUUGACUGGUUGCACACGGAUUUUCAAUAGCGGGCUUUACAAGCACGUGAAGUAUGAGCAAGCCAUCUUUAUCGUUUCAAACUGCUAGCAGUCUUAAUACGCCAUUUCGACUUUGUAUAAAUACCACAUUUUGAAGAGAUUUAAACCCGGGAAAGCUGUUGGUUUACAAUUAUACCUCACGCAACCCAUCUUAUAGAGAGGAGACUAGCUUCAAAGAAACACGCCUCUGCCAUUACGUGUAAUUGAAACCAUUCAGCUCUUGGCGCAUA